AUGGUAGUAGAGGACAAACUACCACAAACCGUGCUGGCCAUCGGAUUGUGUACACGACCUUAUCCCAUUUUCCGUAUGCCCGGCUGGAAUAAGUUCUCAGUAGGUUUCCAUAGUGAUGAUGGACACAAGUUUUGUGAUGAUGCUACGGGUGGACAACCCUUUGGUCCCAGUUGGGGUAAAAAAGGGGAUGUGAUUGGAUGUGGAUAUAGUCCAGAAUACGGGAAUGUAUAUUUUACAGUGAACGGGAUGAUGGUCGGUCAAGCUUUCACAGGUUUACAAAGACAUUAUUAUUACCCAAGUAUAGGCGCUGACGGACCUGCUACUAUCUCUGUGAACUUUGGUCAACAACCGUUUAAAUAUAAGGUCAAAAAUUGGAUCGGUCAAUACAUCUAG
Messenger RNA from Mycotypha africana, 393 nucleotides. Its product is annotated as concanavalin A-like lectin/glucanase domain-containing protein. NCBI's taxonomy places the organism in Eukaryota, Fungi, Mucoromycota, Mucoromycetes, Mucorales, Mycotyphaceae. Bases 1 to 393 code for a protein of 130 amino acids. The record is from RefSeq and is a predicted model, not a curated record. Gene Ontology annotation, molecular function: protein binding. The transcript has a single exon.